GCUGCCCCGUGGGCAGGAGGGAGAACACAGCUCCCGCUGCCCCCCCGGAGGGAGAGGAGCGCAGGCGAAGGGCUCUGGGUUCGUUGUUUUCUCCUCUCCAUCCCUGUCCCUGCACACCCCCUGGCUGGGUGCUGUGCCCUGGCAGCUGCUGUAGAUGUCCCCAGAGCAGCGGGACAGAGAUGGGGACACAGCCCGUGGCUUCCCGGGCACCGGUGACAACCUGUAGCGUCCCCGGGAGCGGGGGGUCCCUGCGUGUUGCUUAACAGGACAGGACCCGCAGCACCUCCGCGGGGGGCUCGGGGGGUCCUUCCAGCGCUGCUGCCAUGCGGCUGCUCCCCCUCCUCCUCCUCCUCUUCCUCCUCCUGAUGCUGACAUCGCUUCUCUGCGCUGCUGCGGAGCCUCCCCUGCCCCUCUCUGGGGGGCAGACGUGUCCCCUGGGGCAGUUUCCCUGUGGCAACCUCCCAGCCUGCCUGCCCCAGGCCCUGCACUGCAACGGGGAGGAUGACUGCGGGAACGGCGCCGACGAGGAGAACUGUGUGGAUGACAGUGGCUGGCUGCAGGUCCUGGGUGACAUGCUGGCAGUGAGGAACAGCAGGGUGCUGCUGGAAGAGGAGGGCAAUGCCUGUGGGCUGGAGCUCUUCCCGCAGCAGUGCCAGUGCCAGGGAAGGGCUGUGGACUGCACUCAGCAGGACCUGGCCACUGUCCCCUGGGUGUCCUCCAAUGUCACCAGGAUGGACCUAAAGAAAAAUAAAAUCCAUUCUUUGCUGGACAAUCAGUUUGCCAGGUACAGGAGCCUAAAGAAGCUCUUUUUACAAAACAACAAGAUCUGGUUGAUCUCAGCCAGAGCCUUCGCUGGGCUCUCUCAGCUCAAAAUGUUGUUCCUCAGUCACAACAGGAUCAGGCAGCUGCAGCCCCGGGUGUUUGAGGAUCUGCAUCGCCUGGAGUGGCUGAUGCUGGACAACAACAGGAUUGCCCAGAUUGUCCCCAAGGCGUUUGCAGGGCUGAAGUCACUGUAUUUCCUGUACCUGCUGAACAACUCGGUGGGCAGGCUGCCCAACACCUCUCUCUGUGCAGAGCUGCCCAAGCUGAGCUGGCUAGAGCUGGAGGGAAACAGGAUCCAGGUGCUGCACAGAGCUGUCUUCCAGGAGUGCCACGAGUUCACAGUGCUGGUCCUUCGCAGGAACAAGCUCCGGUGGAUCCAGGAGGGAACGUUUUCCCGGCUGAGCAGGCUGGUGGAGCUGGACCUGUCCUCCAACAGCCUGGCCCAGAUCCCCUCCUGGCUCUUCACUGGGCUGUCCCAGCUCCAGCAGCUGAAUAUUUCCUACAACCCCUUGGAAGAGCUCCUGCCCGGCCCGUUUGAGAGCCUGUCCCAGCUCCGCUCCCUGAGCUUGGAAGGUCUGGAGAUCCCCAACAUCCACAACCUGACCUUCCAGAAGCUGACCAACCUCUCCCACAUCUACUUCAAGAAAUUCCAGUACUGCAGCUCCGUGCCCCACGUGCGCAGCUGCAAGCCCAACACCGAUGGCAUCUCCUCCCUGGAGAACCUCCUGGCCAGCAUCAUCCUCCGUGUCUCUGUCUGGGUCAUCGCCUGCCUCACCUGCUUGGGAAACCUCUUUGUCAUCUGCAUGCGGUCCCUGGUGGCAGCUGAGAACAGCCAGCAUGCCAUGGCCAUCAAGUCCCUCUGCUGUGCAGAUGGCCUGAUGGGCAUCUACCUCUUCAUCAUCGGGGCCCUCGACCUCAAGUACUCAGGGGAGUACAACAAGCAUGCCCAGGGCUGGAUGGGCAGCCUGCAGUGCCAGCUGCUGGGCAGCCUGGCCAUGCUCUCCUCCGAGGUCUCUGUCCUGCUUCUGACCUACAUGACCCUGGAGAAAUACUUCUCCAUUGCCUUCCCAUUCAGCCACUACAGAGCUGGCAAGAAGCAGACCAUCUCGGUGCUGGUGGCCAUCUGGCUGCUGGGCUUCUCUCUCAGCAUCGUCCCCCUGUGCUGCAAAGAGACCUUUGGGAACUACUAUGGAAGGAACGGGGUGUGCUUCCCACUGCAUUCUGACCUGGCUGAGCUGCCCAGUGCCCGGGGCUACUCCACCACCAUCUACCUGGGCUUGAAUCUUGCAGCCUUCAUCACCAUCGUCUUCGCCUACUCGGGGAUGUUCUACUCCAUCCACACCACAGCCUCCAGGACAGGGGAGGGAGGUGUCUGCUCCCGGGAAGUCGCCAUCGCCAAGCGGUUCUUCUUCAUCGUCUUCACAGAUGCUCUCUGCUGGAUUCCCAUCUUCCUCCUCAAGCUGCUCUCCCUGCUGCAGGUGGAAAUACCAGGCACCAUCACCUCUUGGGUGGUCAUCUUCAUCCUGCCCAUCAACAGUGCCCUGAAUCCCAUCCUCUACACCAUCACCACCACCUCCUUCCAGGAGAAGGUGAAGGGCUGCCUGCGGGGCAAGCAGCUGGAGCUGCACCAGUCCCACCCCAGCUUCACCCUGGUGACCCUGCAGGCCAGCAGCACCUGACCCCGCCCAGCCCCAGGAGAAAGCAGGAGGGGGUUGAAGAGAAUGAGCAUGAAAGUUUCCUCACCAGCCAGAGGAUAUCGUUAGUACUUUAUUAAUUACAUGGAUGGGAAGGGCUGUCCCCAUCCAAGUCACUCAGGCUGUUGCAGCUGCAUAUGAUACAAAACAUGAGUCCCUUAAAUAGGAAAUACAGGUCCUUGAGGUGAGCAUCACCUGGCACUGAGCUCUGCUGCCAGAGUUAUAUAUUAAUAUUCCAACUGUACAAGUAUUUAUAGAUAGAAAAAGAAAAACAACAAACAUUUUUAAAAAAAUAUCAGGAGAAAAAUCACUC
Molecule: messenger RNA, 2829 nt
Organism: Calypte anna (Anna's hummingbird)
Lineage: Eukaryota; Metazoa; Chordata; Aves; Apodiformes; Trochilidae
Product: relaxin receptor 1
Exons: 18
Coding region: 324-2501 (725 amino acids)
Biological process (GO): G protein-coupled receptor signaling pathway
Cellular component (GO): membrane
Molecular function (GO): protein binding; G protein-coupled receptor activity
Source: RefSeq, a predicted model, not a curated record